Messenger RNA from Ostertagia ostertagi, 720 nucleotides. The record is from the annotation of a GenBank genome assembly. Lineage: Eukaryota; Metazoa; Nematoda; Chromadorea; Rhabditida; Trichostrongylidae.
AUGUUCACUUCAUCAAGGGUUCGCAGCAACUGUGUGGCUUUAUUGGUGCUGCUCACGUGCUCGCUUCUCGCCGUUGUCCUGCUGCUACCGGUUCUGAUCCAGUCGAGUGUCUUCAGAAUCAACAAAAUGAGUAUGAUUCCGCUCUCGGAACACUCUGAAGAACUGCGUCUUUCAGAUAUGCAAGGGACUACCAUAUCAAAGUGUGUAUUCGAUUCGGACGCAAUGUUCACACUCUACACGUUCAUGAUUGGUUUCGCCCUGCCGGCAAUGCUCAUCACUCUAUUCUACUCCCGGGUUAUCUACAAAGUGCAAAAAUCUACUCGAAACAUGCACGGAGGGCGAACACUUACUGCUGCUCAAGGGAGAAGAGACCCUUCCACUUUGAGGGUUCAGCAAGUAACAAAACGUAUAGUCGCUGUCAUUCUUUUCUACUUCCUUUGUUGGACGCCGCAGUGGACGUUGAACUUGAUGUCUCAGUUCAACGUUAUACGCGUAUCAUGGAUGACGCCGGCCCUUUCGGCGAUGUUCUUCGUUGCUCACCUAUUGGUUUGCUUCAACUCAGCGGCGAAUCCAGUGCUUUAUGCGCUGAUCAAUCGGGAACUGCGUCAGCAGCAUGUGAUGGCGAUGGCGAGGAAACGACAGUCGUUCACUCACGCCACCCACGACGCUCUUGAGUUCGUCGCCCGGCACACGCACAAGUCUGCACUGGCCAUCACCUAA